AUGGACCCUUCAUGGAGGCCUAAGUGGCUGGAUUGGAACUACGCCAAUUUUGGGUUACAAGAAAACAUUUUUGAAGAGUCUUUUUUGGACCCUGAAGAUAUUGUGCCUAUUAACACUUAUAUAUCAGAAGAUGAGGUUGGGAUUUGGAAUGAAAUGGAUAAUGGGGUAUUUGGGGUUGUUGAGGAAGAGCCGCCAUUGUUACUGCUGGAAUGUGGAGAAAAUGAGGAAAAGGAAGAGAUGGUGGUGAGUAAUAAGAAGGGGAAGAAAAGAUCAAUGCGUUUGAAAUCAGAAAAUGAAUGUAGCAACAAUAACAGUAAUAAUAAUGGGAGCUGUUAUUCAUCAUCAAAAAUGUUGUCAAGAAAAGUAAUACAAGAGUAUUACUAUAUGCCUAUAACUCAAGCUGCUAAAGAGCUUAAUGUUGGACUUACUCUUUUGAAGAAGAGAUGUAGAGAAUUGGGUAUAGGAAGAUGGCCUCAUAGGAAGUUGAUGAGCAUACAAACCCUAAUCAAGAAUAUUAAGGAGCUGAUUGAAAAGGGAGAUGAUGAAGAAGGAAAUGGAUCAGAGAAUUAUAAGUUGAAGAAUGUAUUGGAAAUAUUAGAGAAUGAGAAGAAAUUAAUGGAGGAGAGACCAGAUCUGCAGUUAGAAGACAACACAAAGAGGCUUAGACAAGCUUGUUUCAAAGCCAAUUACAAGAAAAGAAAGCUCUCUGGAUUAAUCAUCAAUAAUAACAAUAACAACAACAUUGAUGAUAUAAAUUCCCAAAGUUAUUUCUCAUCCUCAACCACUACCAUUGAUGAUCAAGACCAUGAUGAUUAUGAUGAAGAGAUGAAGUAUCUCUUAUCUGAUUGCUCCUUUUCUUCUGCUAAUUGCAUGUUCAUGUAA
Molecule: messenger RNA, 882 nt
Organism: Cucumis sativus (cucumber)
Lineage: Eukaryota; Viridiplantae; Streptophyta; Magnoliopsida; Cucurbitales; Cucurbitaceae
Product: protein RKD1
Exons: 4
Coding region: 1-882 (293 amino acids)
Molecular function (GO): DNA-binding transcription factor activity
Source: RefSeq, a predicted model, not a curated record